Messenger RNA from Osmia bicornis bicornis, 1970 nucleotides. RefSeq names its product lysosomal acid glucosylceramidase-like. The transcript is spliced from 8 exons. Bases 358 to 1875 code for a protein of 505 amino acids. The record is from RefSeq and is a predicted model, not a curated record. NCBI's taxonomy places the organism in Eukaryota, Metazoa, Arthropoda, Insecta, Hymenoptera, Megachilidae. Gene Ontology annotation, biological process: glucosylceramide catabolic process. Gene Ontology annotation, molecular function: glucosylceramidase activity.
AUUAAGUUAUGGAGCAACGUCGUUGCAGUAAUCGGUCACAUCCGCCCUUUGAAAUCAACGUCCUGCAUCGUUCGUGUUAAUUCACCGGCUCGUACAGCGAAGGAAGAGACAUAUGUACACCAUGUGCAUUCGUAUUCCAUAAACGGUGUUAUCUGAAAGGCGCGCGCAGGAAGCAGUUAGAUUUUUACCGAGUGUAUCGUCGAUUGUCAAUCACUCGUGACAUUAUCGCGUUUCCGUUUGGAUGAAUUCGACGAACGCGAGUCAAGGAAAAAGUUGCUCUUCUUUGGGAAAAGACGAUUCGUCGAGGAAGCGGAGCUUUAAAUUUGAUUUCAGUAAGCAAAGAAGAAGAGUGGCAGUAUGUGGUGGAAGGUGCUGCUUUUAACCCCGUUCCUCAUUGCCAUAGGUAGCACAACCGAGUGUGUACCUCGCAGUUUCGGUGACGAUAAGAUCGUAUGCGUUUGCAAUGCGACCUAUUGCGACCGCAUAGAGGAGCCAAAAAUCCAGUCAAAUGGAAGCUUUUUCUCGUACGUCAGUAGUAAAGCUGGGCUGAGGAUGAAACCGAAAGAGGGACAAUUCGGUUCCUGCCAACAGACACUCUUCACCGAUACCUUAACCAUAGACACCACGAAGAAAUAUCAAACGAUCUUUGGUUUUGGCGGUGCCUUCACCGAUUCCGCGGGAAUAAACAUAAAAAAACUCAGCAAGGCUGCUCAAGAUAAAUUAAUUCGAACGUACUACCAUCCGACAGAAGGAAGCAGGUAUCUGCUCGGUCGUUUGGGAAUUGGAGGAACCGACUUUUCUACCCACGCUUACACGUACGACGACCACUCUAACGACACGUCACUGGAACACUUUGCACUUGCCCCAGAAGAUUACAACUAUAAAAUACCUUUCAUGAAAAAGGCCUUGGAGUUGAAUCCUGAAACGAAAUUCUUCGGUGCUACGUGGUCACCUCCGAUUUGGAUGAAAACUAAUGAUAAAUACAGUGGAUAUGGUUUCUUGAAGGAAGAGUACUAUCAACUCUACGCCAAUUACAUAUUAAAGUUUUUGGAUGCAUAUAAGGAAAAUGGUUUGAAUAUCUGGGCCAUUUCGACGGGUAACGAACCACUAAACGCUAUUGUACCCUUUGAUCCUCUAAGCGUUAUGGGAUGGACACCAAAAACCGUAGGUAAUUGGGUGGCUAACAAUUUGGGUCCUACUCUGGCCGCAUCGAAACACGACACCAAAAUUCUGGCCCUAGACGAUCAAAGAAUCGAGUUACCCUGGUUCGUUCAGCAAAUGUUUGAAAAUGAAAAAGCGAAGGAUUAUGUUUCUGGUGUAGCUGUACAUUGGUACUCGGACUUCAUUGCUUCUCCGGUCCUGUUGGAUCUAACACACGACAGCUUUCCGGAUAAAUUCAUCCUCAUGACCGAGGCGUGUGAAGGAGUUGGAAGUUCUGAAAAAGUUAUUCUUGGAUCAUGGGAACGUGGACAAAAGUAUAUAUUGAGCAUACUGGAGUAUUUAAACAAUUGGGCAGUUGGAUGGGUGGACUGGAAUUUGGCUCUAGACAAGAGUGGUGGACCAAACUACAUCAACAACAAUGUCGAUUCACCUAUUAUUGUAAAUCCCGAGACCGACGAGUUUUACAAACAACCUAUGUACUAUGCUAUCGCACAUUUCAGUAGAUUUAUUGACAGAGGGUCUGUCAGAAUUUCUAUUACCGAUACCGCCACCAUUAAAUCAGCAGCAUUUGUAACACCUUCUAACGAAGUUGUUGUUGUGCUACACAACGGAAAUCCCGUAUCGAAAAAUGUUAUUCUUAAGGAUUUAAAGAAAGGUACCAUUUGUUUGGAAUUACCUGCAAAUUCUAUGCACACUGUAAUUUAUGGACUAUAGGAAGGACUCCUUUUCCAGAGUAUCAGGAUGUAAAAAUUGGAUUUCCUGUAUAAAUUAUAAUAUUAUGUUCAACAAUAAAUAAUAAUUGCUUAGUA